AUGUUCAGCAAUUUGUACAGCUUGGUGAAUUUUUCUCCCAACAGUUUGCCCCCUGAAUGGGCCACUCCUGCUGCCAUUGCUACACCCUCCACCAUAGACCCCACUUUACUCUCCCUCAACACUUAUCCCCCUCCUGAUGUCCCAGCUGACAAUGUUCCUGUCACUGAGAUGAUUAGGCAUGACAUGGAUGUCGACUUCCAUUUGAUUCUGACUUUCCACAACACCCUACAAGCCAUUGUCUACUCACUGGACCAUUUCCUUGCUGAACAAGUUGUGUCCAAGAAGGUCCUUGGAAAAUGGAAGAGGGAGGACUAG
This is a messenger RNA of Pisolithus orientalis, 315 nucleotides long. RefSeq lists its product as uncharacterized. The coding region runs from base 1 to 315 and encodes 104 amino acids. NCBI's taxonomy places the organism in Eukaryota, Fungi, Basidiomycota, Agaricomycetes, Boletales, Pisolithaceae. The record is from RefSeq and is a predicted model, not a curated record. The transcript is spliced from 2 exons.